UUAAAAUUGACUCUGUAUUGUUUAGUACAUUCUUUCAGGGGACAGUGCUACACAUCUUCUCUUUUUUUGGAGAGCGUAGGAGGAACUGUUAUGUAAUCGGUGUGGUUCCCCCUGGUGUGGAGAGGUAUCCUCCCAGUUUAACAUUUACAUUUGUAAGCUUCUCUGUGCAUCUGUAUUAUACACAAUGAUGUGUUCCAGGAGACAACUGCUGUGGGGUGCCUGUGUUCUAAUACUCUGGAUUAGUGUGACAGGAAUUCACUACCUGCCUGAGAAAGCUAUUAAUUUUACCAAGUGCUCCCCAACUUCAAAUGACUGCCCUAGUCAUUCCUCUUGUGUGGAAACCAGGAAUGGAUACUACUGCGCAUGUGAUCAAGGAUUCUACAAUGACAAAGACCGGGUGACAAUUACUUACCCUGGAGGAAAGUGUACUGCACUCUGUACAAGAGAAGGUAGCAGCUCUCCGUGUACUUGCAACUCUGGAUUCGGUAGGAUAAAAAUCGAUAAAGAUCUUUUCUAUUGUACAGAUAAAUGUACAGAUAAUAGGGAUUGUCCUGGAAAUGUCAGCUGUCGUAGCCAAAUAUGUUACUGUCCAGAUGGACAGUGUAAUUCUGGAUAUUUACCGCAGUGCAUCCCAUGGAUAAGAUUGGACGAGGAGUGCGCAGCCCCCAGCACUAGGCCACCAACGACGAUUACACCGAGUGUGGAGACCAGUAAAACAACAGCAACAAUGCAAAGUACACAUUGGAGAACUUCAACUGUCCCAAUUCCACAAACAUCACGACCAGCCCCCAGCACUAGGCCACCAACGACGAUUACACCGAGUGUGGAGACCAGUAAAACAACAGCAACAAUGCAAAGUACACAUUGGAGAAAUUCAACUGUCCCAAUUCCACAAACAUCACGGCCAGAAAACAAGAGAUGUAAACCACAGUAUAGCAAGGAGCUGGAGGAAUGCGAGCAAUCCAUGCGUCAGGAAGCAUUUUGCUCUUUGUUGAGGGAGAAUGCUCGCAUUCAGGAACAAUCUUGUCAAACCACUAAGACCAACAUUUCUGUGGAGCAAGUGACCCAGGAAUUUACUAAUGUUCUCAAUCAUGUUGCCUUAACCAACUGGAGCACCUCAGAGCGACGUUUAGCUGUCACUUCCAUAGUCAAUAGUGUUCAGAACUCACUGUUGGAAAAGUUCUCUAAAGAGCUACAGAACCGUAACAUCAGCACGCCAGAGCUAGAGGUCCAGAUGAAGGUUUCCAGGGAUCUGUGUGGUAAAGGAGCCCCUUCCAUAACUCUGACUGUUGUGGAGAACACCAUGAGGGUGCCAUGCACCCUUGUGCCUGGAAAUACUGAUGGAGCAAUCCUAAUCACCUAUAAAGGACUUGGAGAAAUAGGAGAAAGUGACCAUGAAAAUACAGAGGAGAUCAAUUCCCUUAUAAUAAGUGGAGCCAUCACCAAUCCCAAUACAGAGAACUUGGACCCACCAGUGGCCUUCUACCUAAGACAGCUAAAGGCAGUUCCUCCAUCCUUCGUUGUGCAAUGUGUGUUCUGGGAUACAGAGAUGAUGGUUUGGUCAAACCGUGGAUGCGAGACCAAGAAGUCUGACAUAGUGAACAACACUUUCUGUGUCUGCAACCACCUGUCCACCUUUGCUGUCCUCAUGGCACCCGGUGACAUCCAGGAGGAUUAUGGCCUCAUUCUGAUCUCUAGGAUUGGCCUGAGCGUAUCCCUUGUCUGCUUGUGUCUGUCCAUCCUUACAUUCACCUUGUGCCGGUCUAUAAGAAGUGCUCAUAGCUCCGUCCUGACAGCUCUGUGCGGAUGUCUCUUCAUUGGACAGCUUCUGGUUUUGUUUGGCCUUCAUCAGACUGGGAAUAAGAUCCUGUGUGCGGUUAUUGCUGGUCUCCUCCAGUUCUCCUUCCUCUGUGCCUUCUGCUGGAUGUCUCUGGAGAGCGCCCUACUCUUCAUGACAGUCCGAAACCUCCAGGCUUUGAAUUACAUGACAUCACAGCGCUCCCAUUUCCCAUAUGUUUGUAUAGCUGGGUUUGGAAUUCCUCUCAUCAUUAUUAUCGUCUCUGCGGCAAUGCGGCCCGAUGCAUACGGAACAGAAAAAUACUGUUGGCUUCACCUUGAUCUCAUCUGGAGUUUUCUUGGUCCAGUGUGUGUUUUAAUGGCUAUAAACUUUACUCUCUUGGUUCUUACGUUUGCCCUUCUCAGGCAUAAAGUGUCAUCUCUUAAUUCAAAUGUUUCAACUAUAAAAAACACCCGUCUUCUGACAUUCAAGGCUUUGUCUCAGCUGUUUAUAUUGGGCUGUACCUGGAUUUUCGGUCUCUUCCAGUUUGGGUCGGGCGCCUUGGUCAUGUCCUACAUCUUCACCAUCUGCAACAGCCUCCAGGGAUUGUACAUCUUCUGUGUACACUGCCUGCUCAACCGCCAGGUGUGGAAAGAGUAUAUGAGGGGAUUCCGUAGAUUCCAUUCUAAGAAGUCUGAGUCGGAAGAAACCAAGUAUAGCAAUACGGUGCCCACAACAUUAAAGUCGAACCAAGUAUCAGCAGUAACACAUCUGUAGAGGAAGUGAUUGCCUACCCUUGAGAACCUUCGGAAUUCUUCGCUGCAGCAUAUGGACUAUCCAGAAUGUAAUCCUUUGGGGGAAUUGAUCAUUAUGAACUAUGUUGGGGAGAAAAAAAAAUUCUUGGACUGUAAGAACUACAAGAAGUUUUUUGUGGACACAUGAGCAGCGAACUGAAGGACUGACAGCCAUUGUUUGGGACCAAAAGGAAGUGAAGAGUGUCAACCAGUAUUUGCUUAUAUUGCACAUAUGCAAGCAAUGAUAUAUUUAAAUGACAGCACCACUUUAUGACAUAUGUGCCUAGGGCUAUUAACCUCCCUGGCGGUAUGAUUCUGUCUGGAAUUACGUACCAAAAGCGGUACAAUUAUUUUGCAAGGAAAU
This is a messenger RNA of Rana temporaria (common frog), 2935 nucleotides long. Its product is annotated as adhesion G protein-coupled receptor E3-like. The record is from RefSeq and is a predicted model, not a curated record. Gene Ontology annotation, molecular function: G protein-coupled receptor activity. Bases 185 to 2554 code for a protein of 789 amino acids. Gene Ontology annotation, biological process: adenylate cyclase-activating G protein-coupled receptor signaling pathway; cell surface receptor signaling pathway. The transcript is spliced from 20 exons. Lineage: Eukaryota; Metazoa; Chordata; Amphibia; Anura; Ranidae. Gene Ontology annotation, cellular component: membrane.